Molecule: messenger RNA, 795 nt
Organism: Mesorhabditis spiculigera
Lineage: Eukaryota; Metazoa; Nematoda; Chromadorea; Rhabditida; Rhabditidae
Source: the annotation of a GenBank genome assembly
AUGAAGGCCGCCGUCGUCUGCUUCUUGGCUCUCCUGGCUGUCGCCGCCGCCACCCAGCCGGCCGGCUCCCCACCACCACCCCCGCCUCCAAGCGGAAAGCCACCAGCCCCAGGUGGUGGAUCGCAGCCUCCUCCUCCCCCACCUACAGGAAAGCCAGCCCCAGUCCAGGGCGGCUCUCAGCCACCAGCUCCUGCCGCUUCGAAGGCACCCCUCCCAGCGUCGCCAGUCCCGGCUUCCAAGGCCCCUGCUCCAUCCGCAGCCGCCCCUGCUGCCACUUCCGCGAAGCCAGCUGGUCGCCGUUCCGUCGAGAACUUUUGCCUGGUAUACGUCGGCUCGGCAGCUACCGUCAACCUGUGCCAUUUCUUUUGGGGGUGUCCUUGUGCUAUUUGGGAGCUCAACGAUAGCUUCGAAGCAGGGAGCCUCGUGUUUGGUUUCGUCGCCAAUGCUUCUGUAUGCUAUAUGUAUACAGCCAGGAUCCCGGCCGGCUACGGUACCAUAGCAACGACCGCAUUUUGCGAGCUUAUCGUUUUAAUUUUAUUGGUGAAGCGGCAGGCGAGCAUCCCCGGCCGGCAGAGUCAACAUGGGUUGAGGAGACAAUUCAGAUUCGCUGGCCAGCUCGUAACUCACACCCUGUCUUCGAUGUUACUUACCGUACUCUCCAAUAUUGCGUAUGGUGGUGGCGAGGACAUAUUUUCCACUUUUCUAUUGUUUACCGCUAGCUGGCAGGCUAGCUGCUUGUGUGCUUGCUCUCUCUACAUCGUGUUUCAUGCGAUGCGAUUCAUGCGUUUCCCUACC